Molecule: messenger RNA, 1227 nt
Organism: Linderina pennispora
Lineage: Eukaryota; Fungi; Kickxellomycota; Kickxellomycetes; Kickxellales; Kickxellaceae
Product: P-loop containing nucleoside triphosphate hydrolase protein
Exons: 4
Coding region: 1-1227 (408 amino acids)
Cellular component (GO): cytoplasm
Molecular function (GO): GTP binding; ATP hydrolysis activity
Source: RefSeq, a predicted model, not a curated record
AUGAGCACUAGUUUUGUUAUUGCGUGCGUUGGAAAGCCGUCGGCAGGCAAAUCGUCGUUUCUGAAUGCGGUGACUGAUGCGACGGCGAAGGUGGGCAAUUUCCCGUUCACGACGAUCGAGCCAAACCAGGGCAUCGCAUACUACCCGGUGGACUGUCCGUGCAAAAAGUACAACAAGGCAGACCGGUGCAAGCCGCGGCAUGGGUGGUGCAAGGACGGCAAGCGGUUUGACGUGGCGGGGCUCGUGCCUGGCGCGUCAGAGGGCAAGGGCCUGGGCAACCAGUUCCUGGACGAUCUGCGGCAUGCUGAUGUUCUGAUCCAUGUGGUGGAUGCAUCGGGAACCACAGACUCGAACGGCAAGGAAACGAAGGGAUACGAUCCCAUUGACGAUAUCCAGUGGUUGCGUAGCGAGGUGCAUUCGUGGAUCUACAACAACCUGCACAAAAAAUGGGCAGGGACUGCGACGGCGGUGGAGACGCUUCAUGCGCAGCUAGCAGGAUACGGGACAUCCAAGGACAUAGUGCAGCGCACGAUGGACAAGCUGAAGAUCAAGGAGGGCCUGGGGCAGUGGGAUGACGAGCAGCUGGAGAAGUUUGUGUCAGGGUUCCUUGACGAGCGGUUCCCGACGAUUGUGGCUCUGAACAAGAUCGACAUGCCUGAUGCGGACAAGGGAAUAGCGUCGAUUCUGCGGCGCUACGGCAACAGUGGGGCGCGCGGACAGCCGGUGAAGGACGGGGUGCGCGGGGACAACAUCGUGCUGACGUCAGCACUGGGCGAGUGCUUUUUGCGCAAGAUGGCGCAGCAAAAGUACAUCAGGUAUGAGACGGGCGACGACGACUUUAUCACCAAAGAGGAUGAUGCUGACGACGAGUACAAGCUCAAGCCCACCGACGAGAAGGCGAAGCGGCGACUGGAGAACAUCCGCGACCUGGUGCUGUUCCGGUACGGCUCGUCGGGAGUGCAGGAUGUGAUUAUCCGUGCGGUGGAGGUGCUGGGCAUUGUGCCCGUGUUCCCGGCAGACGGCUCCAGCGCGGCUUUCCAGGACUGCGUGCUGGUACGGCCGGGCAUGACAGUGCGCGAGUUCGCUGGCAAGCUGCACAACCAGCUCACGCAGAACUACCUCGGAGCUGAGACAGUCGGCAAUAUCCAGCUGGGCGAAGACGAUGUCAUUGUGGCCGGCAAGAACAACAUCAUAAAGUACGACACGAGCGGGCUCCCGACUGACUAA